Molecule: messenger RNA, 3759 nt
Organism: Achroia grisella
Lineage: Eukaryota; Metazoa; Arthropoda; Insecta; Lepidoptera; Pyralidae
Gene: Smyd5
Product: histone-lysine N-trimethyltransferase SMYD5
Exons: 7
Coding region: 159-1313 (384 amino acids)
Molecular function (GO): protein binding; histone H4K20 methyltransferase activity
Source: RefSeq, a predicted model, not a curated record
ACCUAUAAAAUUGUUUAUUUUGCAAUUUACUUUUUCUACUAUUCUGUUGUUACCGAUUAUGGUUAUAUUACACAAAAUACUUUAAGUUCUCUUCUAAUUAUCGGUUGUACAAAUACAGUAUAACUUAAAUAUUCCGUAAAAUCUUUUUUUAAGCCACAAUGUCAGGAUUUGAGAUUAGAAAUUCUAAUUGCAAAAAAGGUAAAAGUUUAUUCGCUACAAGGCAAUAUGACCAAGGCGAUGUCAUUUUAGAAGAAGAUCCCUUGGUUUCUUGUCAAUUUGCAUGGAAUGCCGCAUACAGAUAUUUGGCAUGUGAUCAUUGUAUGAGACCAUUAGAGACACCAGAGCAAAAUGUCAGAAGGCUGUCAUGCAAACCAGAUAUUGUUUUGCCACAUUCAAAUUGCUUUGAAACAAACCUUGAAAACAUAACAACAUGUGAUCAGUGUGAUGUACUGUACUGCUGUGAAAGUUGCAAGCAACAGGCAUAUGUUGUGUAUCAUAGAAGUUUGUGUCAUAAUAUAAGUGAUGUUCAACAUCCUGUUAUGGUUCUUCUGGAAGCCUGGAAGCAAAUGCACUAUCCACCUGAAACUACAAGCAUAAUGCUUCUAGUUAGGAUGUUAGCAUACAUACAACAGAGUCCAGACCCCACUGCUGCAGCCGGCAAGAUAAAGCAAUUUUGUCACCGCACUGUGAAUGAAGAUGCAGAGCUGGUGCAUAAAUUGCUAGGAGAACAGUUUACUGAUCAGUUGAACACACUGAGAGAGUUGACUGCUAAUGUUAUUAGUGGAGAACAUGUUCAAGAGUUCCUCACACCAGAUGGUUUCUGUACAUUGAUGGCACUGAUAGGAACUAAUGGUCAAGGCAUUGGCACCAGUCCACUAGCCAUGUGGGUGAACAAUGUACUGGAGCUCACCAUGUCUGAUGAUGAAAGACAGCAGCUGGAUCUGUUUAUUGAUAAAUUGUAUCAGUAUGUUGAAGAAGAAUCUGGCACUUUUCUAAAUACAGAAGGCUCAGGGCUGUAUCAAUUGCAAAGUGCAAGCAACCACAGUUGUUCCCCAAAUGCUGAGUCUACCUUUCCAUAUGGCAACCAUAGGAUACAACUAAAAGCAUUGAAGACAAUCAUGCCUGGUGAUGAAAUAUGUAUCAGUUAUUUGGAUGAAUGUACAUUACAAAGAUCAAGACAUUCAAGGCAGAAAGAAUUAGCACAAAACUACUUGUUUGUGUGUUGGUGUGAACGCUGCAGUGCCCAAGCCUCUGAACCAGAUUGUACAAGCGAGGAGGACAUGAGCGAUGAAGAAGUGGAUGCAGAUGACUGAUGUUCUAACUUGCUUGCCCUUUGUUUGUUGGGCAUAUAAUGUUGUGAUGGACAUCUUUAGUAUGUGGCGUUGAUACUGAAAAUAGUGUGUAUUGACUGUAGUACAGAAAGUGGUAUGACACUAUACUUUUCUGUGUAGUGAAUGAUGGCAGUUCUCGUUAAUCCUUGUAAUCUUUAUUGUUUAUAUAUCUAGAAUUCUCUUUAAUGUAGACUGAUUAAUGUAAAAGUGAUAUUUAAAGUGGGUAAAGUUUGUAGGAAUUGCAACAGCAAAUGGGAAAUAAUCAGUACUCAUAGGAGUUUAUAUUAUAAUGGAGUAUUCAUUAAUUAUCUAAUUUUGAAAUAUUUUUUCUAUCUAAUUCUCCAUAUAUUGAGUGAACCAAGCCACUGACUGAAAACAUUAAAAAAGUUCUAGUGGUAACAAAACGACUAUAUGACUAGUAGACAUAAAUAGAAAAAUCGUCAAAAUAAUGAUAGGUACAAUAACGGUCAACAGUCCACAAUAGGUUAGCACCUAACAGUUCUAAACAGUUCCAUUGUUGAGGCUGUUUUGAUGCCGAUUAAACGGCCGCUCAGGUAAACCUGGAAUGCAUUACAGUGCAAUGAGGUCUGGCUAAUCUAGUAAUUAAUAUUAUUUUCUCCACUAAAUGUAAAGUAAAAAUUAUUGUAGUUAAUAUAAAAGUAUGAUAUUAUAUUUUUAAAGUUACACUAUGGCCUAAAUUAAUAUAUAAAUAUUUCGACUAUUAUAGAGUAUAAAAAAAUGAACCCCAAUUUAAAUUUAUUUAAUUUUUCAUAAUGUUAAAAUAUUUGCCACAGUAUUGUAGAAUAAAUUCUCAACUGGCCAAAUAUUUGUCUUUUUCACUAUUUACUCGAAUAUAGAAACUACAAUGUUAUGUAAUAUAAUAAAUAAUAUAUGGUAAGUUGGAAGGCCGCCUGUAGGUGAUUGUUAAAGGUGAUUACCAUUGUACCAUUGCAGACACAAAUUAAUGGUCAUCAUAAAAGUUAGUUUUGCUCAGAUGUUACAUUGAUAUUCCGCAAUUAAAUUAAACUCAUUAUAAAAACAAGUUGUCGAGGAAUUAAGUCAUAUACCCAACUAGUAUAAAGUUAUCUUAGCUGCUCGAAAUUAUGCUUUAUAUAGUUAUGAAUAAGGAGAAUUUAUAUUAAAUAACGGAUUUGUUACACAUAGUAAGAAAUUUAUUAUUUGGACUCAAAUUAUUACAGCAAAAGUGGUUUUGCUGACCACCCCAGUUCAUAUACUGUUACAACUCAUUAUUAAUUUCUAUAAAGUAAUUAAGCGGCUUGAAUAGGACAUACGAUGACUAAAGCGAAGACGACUUUUAAAGGGAUUUUUUAAAUUUUGUAUUUUAAAGCUUAUAAAAUAAUUUAUAUACAAAAUGCGCAAAUGAUAAUGUAAAUAGAAAAUAAAUCAAGUGAUUAUCGCUUGUAUCAAGCUUUGUUGUUUCUGUACAUGCUUUACUCAAGCUGCUUAACAAUUGUAAAAAUUUACACCUGUUUCACAUAUUACAUAUAAAGAAUUGUUAUAUAGUGUUAGUGAAUAUUAUUUUUUUGAUGUGCUUUUACAAUAAAAACAACGAUAUAAUGUAUACAUUAUUAAGUAACGAAAGGAACUUGUUUAUAAUUACACAAAAUUAUAUAAAGUAUCUAUAAUAACUUGGUAGUAUAUAUAACUUUAUAAAACAAUAUGUUUUUAUUUUGGUUAUGGAGCUGUUAUCAAAACUGUGCGUGUACUGUGAAUAUUCUCAGAAGCGAUGGUUUUUAUCUCCUCGGGAUACGACAUAAAGACUAACGUUUUUAUGUCGUCUCAUGUAUAUGCAUAAACGAAAUAACUUCUUUGAAAAGCAUACACUAUCCCGAGGAGAUAAAAACCAUCGCUUCUGAGAAUAUUCUUUAAUUUUUGUUCCUGAUGGGUCUAGGUAGCGAACUUUGAAAAAGGGCAAGCGCAAUAGAUCAAUGCAGGUCGCUGUGCUACAGGUCUUCGCAACUGACAAUAGCCUAAAACCCUCAAUAAAAAAAAGUAUUCACUGCGUACGUGCAUUGUCUACCAAGGUUGUUGUCUCUCGCUGAUAUUUUGUCUUUAUUAGGCUGGUUACAUACGCCUGGAUAGUCGUUGAGUUGCCUGAGUAUGACUAUUGUUUUGAUGGAAUUGAUUGGCGUAUUUGGUAGUUUCGCCUUUUUAGAUUGGCGGCAUAUUAUUGACGACCUCGGUGGUCUAGCGGUUUAGCACAACGACUUACUUCAUAUGGUCGCGGGAUUCGAUUCCUCGCACGAUGCAAAUUUGUAUACAUGAGUAUGAUUGUUUGCAUUGGUCUGGGUGUUUUUAUGUACAUUAUGUAUGUAUUUACAAAACAAUGUAAUUAUAUGUAUUUCUAUUAGGUGUCUGUUACCCAUAACGCAAGCUCUGUGUAGUUUUGGACCAGAUGGUAGUGUGU